Molecule: messenger RNA, 513 nt
Organism: Purpureocillium lilacinum
Lineage: Eukaryota; Fungi; Ascomycota; Sordariomycetes; Hypocreales; Ophiocordycipitaceae
Source: RefSeq, a predicted model, not a curated record
AUGGCCUCCCCACAGUCCGUCGAGGCAUUGACAUCAGGCCACCGAGACGGAGAUGCACCUAGAGGAUCCAUGUCAUUACCAAGGCCAACACAGGAGCAACAGCAAUCCCCUCUCUCCACAACAAUCACCGAUUCCAACCCGAAACCAAAGUUUGACUUCAUGAGACCAUCAGAUUCCGACGACUUCCAUUCGUACGAGUCAGAGAUCAAGUCGUGUGACAGCAUUGCCAGGAGUCUGGGCAUGGGCGAGAUCAAGAGCAAUAAAGAGUACUACCUCAACAGGAUCAAGAAGAAGGGCAGGCCGAAGCACUGGAAAGACCCCCACCGAACCGACGAGCAGCUGGCGGAGGCUAUGGAGUUGAUACGAAGAUCCGGCCUAAACACGGCCGAGGUUUUGCGCAUGAGCCUACCGGCGAGUGUUCGGCCGCCCAUGCCCGACUACAAUGCGGGACCCGAUACGUCUGACGACGAGGAGGAAGAGAAAACGACACGAAAGGGGCACGGACCCAAGUGA